AUGGUGGACAAGGUGGCAGUGUACGUCCAGAUGCUCAAAUAUGGCCAAGUCGUGCACAUCUUUGCGACCCAUGCCCAAGCGUGGGCCCACAAAGCUGCUAUGAUCUGUCGAGCCAAGCAUAUUCAACUGCUCGCUGCGUGGAUACACCCGGAGGAACUUCCCCCAGACGAAGCGGUGCUGGUGGCUGGGGACGUCAAUAUUGACCAGUUUGGUAAACGAAGUGCGGAAUUCGACUGGAUGGCAGCUACCCUUCAAGUGGAGACGCCGUCGACGGUGCCCGAGGCGCCACACUUUAGCUUUGAUCCGGUCACGAACGUACUGGCGUCGUCCGGGAUGAGCAGCGGCGGAAAGGUCGAAAGGCUAGAGAUUAUGUUAUGGCAUCCACGAGACAUAGUCAGCCCUCGGCCAGCUGGUCGCCAGUGCUGCCUCUGA
Messenger RNA from Aphanomyces astaci, 432 nucleotides. RefSeq lists its product as hypothetical. Bases 1 to 432 code for a protein of 143 amino acids. Gene Ontology annotation, molecular function: sphingomyelin phosphodiesterase activity. NCBI's taxonomy places the organism in Eukaryota, Oomycota, Saprolegniomycetes, Saprolegniales, Verrucalvaceae. The transcript has a single exon. The record is from RefSeq and is a predicted model, not a curated record.